AUGUCCCUAGCAUGUUCCACAUGUCAUGUUAUUUUAGAUGAUAAGGUUUAUAAUUAAUUGCCUAGUGCAUCAUUAGAAGAAGAAGAUCUUUUAGAUUUAGCCUUUGGAUUGACUGAUACUAGCAGACUUGGAUGUUAAGUAAAAGUUGAUAAAAAUUUCGAAAAUACAAGAGUAAAAUUACCAAAGGCAACUAGAAAUUUUUAUGUGGAUGGACAUAAACCAUAACCACAUUGA
Molecule: messenger RNA, 234 nt
Organism: Ichthyophthirius multifiliis
Lineage: Eukaryota; Ciliophora; Oligohymenophorea; Hymenostomatida
Exons: 1
Biological process (GO): P450-containing electron transport chain
Cellular component (GO): mitochondrion
Molecular function (GO): 2 iron, 2 sulfur cluster binding
Source: RefSeq, a predicted model, not a curated record